UUUAUUUUUAAAAUAUUUUUUCCAUGGUACUUAUUUCAUCUUUCCUUCCCCUCCCCACUCCCAGAUCUAAAAAUCAUUUCCACUGGGUUAUACAAAUGUUUUCAAAUGCCUAUUUCCAUAUUCAUUUUUGCAAUAGAGCAAAAUUUUAAAACCAAAACCCCCAAUCAUAUAUACAUAUAAACGUGUUAAGUCAUUUGUUUUUCUUCUGUGUUUCUACUCCCCCAGUUUUUUCUCUCUGUGUGGAUAGCAUUCUUUCUCAUAAAUUGCUUGGGAUUGUCUUGUAUUAGCAAAGUCCAUUACAUUGUAUUGUUCCACAGUGUUUCACUUUCUGUGUAUAAUGUUCUCCUGGGUCUGCUCAUUUUACUCUGCAUAAGUUCCUGUAGGUUCUUCCAAUUCAUAUAGAAAUCCUCCAGUUCAUCAUUCCUUACAGCACAAUAGUAUUCCAUCACCAUCAUAUGCCACAAUUUUUUCAGCCAUUCCCCAAUCUGGGGACGCACCCUCAUUUUCCAAUUUUUUGCCACCACAAAGAGUUAAUGAGCAAUUUAAACACCCUGGACCAGCAUUAAAUAAUGUGUGACCUCUUCUCCUCUUAAUGCAGCUCUUGGUUGGAGGGGGCAGUAAGUGUAAAACAUUUGAGCGGUAAAGUUAAAAAUGAUUUUGAGGUGAGGAAAAGGAGGAGUGGUAUUAAAAGAGCAACAGGCAAGCUCAAACAGUUUGAAUCCUUUCAACAUGAAAAAAUCUAGCUCACAUUUGUCAAAGGGAAGGAUUCUGAGAACUUUCUACCAUCCCUAACUACCCCAUCCCCACCCCAGAUUACCAAAGGAAAUGUCACAGAGGAUUUCCACAUAGAAAUGUGAAACUGAAGUCUAAUGGGAGAGACAACAUGCAAACAACGUUGUAGAGACAAGGUAUAUCCAGGACGAGGAGAGGGAGGGUACUUUGGAGAGCUGGGAGAGGAAAAGAGAAGGGGGAGAAAUUAAAGACUUCCAAAAGUCAGUUUUGGACAGUUUUUGCGUUUAAGGUAUCUAUAGGACUUCCAGUUCCGAGGAAUGAUAAAUGUUAAAUUAAUGCUGGUGGAUGAUGCACAUUAAAAACUUUGAAAACCUUUAAGCGCUAUACAAAUGUCAAUAUUGGUUGUUGUUAUGGACAAAGAAACCGGCCCAAAGCGGCGAAGUGAUUUAUUCAGAGUUCCGCCGGCAAUGAACCGGGAGAGCUUGGGAUCAGACCAGAGUCGUGACUCCCAGCCCACAAGACAGAUAGACCUGCCCCUGCAGCAGCCAUAGAGCUGGGAGGGACCCGAAUGCCUAGAGCUCUCUAUUCUCUAUGGUUAAAAAGGUGGCGAACGGAGACCAAGGAGAUGACGCCACCCGUCCUAUGCUCCACCCCCGCCCCGCCCCCCCGGACGACUUCCGCUCGACUGGAAGGUGGAAGGAGAGUAGGAGAACAGAGAGGAGGGCACCUCGCGCUCUUGGCUGCAGAGAGCGUGAUGCGAUCGGUCAGCUACGUGCAGCGAGUAACCUUGGAGUUUAGCGGAAGCCUUUUCCCACACGCGAUUUGCCUCGGCGACGUCGACAACGAUGGGCUGAAUGAGCUGGUGGUAGGAGACACUGGUGGGAAGCUGUCAGUCUACAAGAAUGAUGACACCCGGCCAUGGAUCACCUGUUCCUGCCAAGGAAUGCUUACCUGUGUUGGGGUAGGAGACAUAUGUAACAAGGGAAAGAACCUGGUUGUGUCGGUAAGUGCCGAGGGCUGGUUUCACCUGUUUGACCUGAUGCCAGCCAAGGCUCCAGAGGCCUCUGGGCACCAUGAUGCACCGGCAGGCGAGGACCAUCGACCAGUCUUCAAGCAGCAUAUCCCUGCCAACACCAAAGUCAUGCUGAUCAGCGAUAUUGACGGGGACGGCCGUUGUGAACUCGUGGUGGGCUACACGGACCGCGUGGUGAGGGCCUUCCGAUGGGAGGAUGCUGGGGACGCUGGGGAGCAUGUGACUGGACAACUGGUUGCCCUUAAGAAAUGGCUUCUGGAGGGACAGGUAGACAAUCUGUCGGUGACUCUGGGGCCACAGGGAAACCCUGAACUGAUGGUAUCCCAGCCGGGCUGUGCUUACGCCAUUCUGCUGUGUACCUGGAAUAAGGGACCCCUGCCUGUCCCUGAGGAGAGUAAGAGAGAGACCACUGCUCUCCGGGAUGUCAUCCUGCACCAGACAUCUGGCCGGAUCCACAAUAAAAAUGUCUCUACCCACCUCAUUGGCAACAUCAGACAUGGUCGAAGCAAUGACAGUAGUGGCUCGAGUCUCUUUGCCCUCUGCACCCUUGAUGGAACUCUAAAGCUUAUGGAGGGAGCAGAUAAACUGCUAUGGUCAGUACAGGUGGACCACCAACUUUUUGCCCUAGAAAAACUGGAUGUUACAGGGAAUGGAAGUGAGGAGGUAGUGGCGUGUGCCUGGGAUGGACAGACAUACAUCAUUGAUCACAACCGAACUGUGGCUCGAUUCCAGGUUGAUGAGAAUGUCCGUGCCUUUUGUGCAGGCCUAUAUGCCUGCAAAGGAGGUCAGAACAGCCCCUGCUUAGUAUAUGUGACCUUCAACCAGAAGAUUUACAUAUACUGGGAUGUACUGCUUGAGCGAAUGGAGUCCACCAAUCUGGUGAAGGUGCUGGAGGCUGAGCCCGAGUACCGGGGCCUGCUACAGGAGCUGGGUGUGGAUCCUGAUGACCUCCCUGCAGUCCAAGCACUGAUCCAUCAGACACUUUACUAUCCGGAUGAAUCCCACCCAGAUAAUCCUUCAAGCAACCCAGAGCCUUCCUAACCAGAGAUGCCUUCCCAGGGUAUGAGGGACUUCCUUCUCCAACAUGGAGAUGAUCAGAAUAGAGUGAUGCAGAGACUUGGCACCACCAUGACAGCAGUUCAACUGUGGCCUUCCCUGGCUUCCUCACCAUCAAUUCAUUGACUGGAAAUCCUAUCCUGAAUGAUACUUUUUAUGUAGUGACUCUUGGCACAGUAUCAUUAAUGAUAAUUAGCGGAAAUGCAUCUUCUUUCUUCUAACACUUUUGCAAAGAGUGAGAUGUAUCUUAUUUAUGUUCAUCUUUAGAGCAUCUCUGAUACUUUUCUUCCCACAUAACCAAGACAGAGACUUGGAGCAGAGAGGGAAAGAGACAGCAUAUUUGUGGCAGAAAGUUUAGCUGAAAAUAGAAAAAAUAAUUUGACCUGACUCCUUACCAGAGCCAUGUUCAUAGGAUCAUAGAAGUGGAAGGGACCUCAGCGACCAUCUAGUUCUGUCCUCUCAUUCUACAGAUGAGAGAACUGACACCCAGGGAGUUGUAAAUGAUUUGCCCUCGGUCACAUGUAUUGUUAAGGUUUUUGUCAAGGUUAUAGACUUUGCCACUCUUCCUUUCUCCUCCUUCCAAAUUCUGUGAGGGGCCAUUCACCUGGAAAAUCACCACUUAAAACCUGAAGGUGGCUUUUAGAAAUUGAGCAGCACCUCAUCGUAGGAGUCUAUUAGAGUAACUUCUUAGGCCUGAUUGGGCCUGUCUGCUUUCUUCAUUUUCCUUUUGGAUUAUACUGUUCCCAUUAAUCAGCCCUAAUUAUACUAUAUAUAUCAACCAGAUGGAAUCAAAGUUCCAUUCUCUCUCCAGUUCCCUGAGGAGAGAGAAAUAAUAAUAAUAACAACAUGUGGCAUUUAUGUAGUACUUUAAGGUUUGCACAGUGUUUCAUGAGCAUUGCCUUAAUUAUUGGGCUUCUUCUAGCAAAGAUAGGGCUAAUGGUAAGAGGCAGCCAGAAAAGACUGCAUUAGAGAAACAGGGUUUAUUCCAAUGAAGAGACUUUUGGACUAGGACCUGACAAAGAGCAGCAAGAAGCAGACAGAGGAAAAGGAACAGGGAGAGACUAUGGAAGUAGAAGGCACUGGAAAAUUAGAUUGAAGGGAAUAUUCGAGACUUGAGACCAAGAAUAAGACAAGAUUGUCAUUUAAUGAGCUCUUGUCUGUUGUUUUGGAGGGUUUGGAAAGGGAGUUCUAAUCCACCUCAAUCGUGGCAAGAGAAUGGGGGGGCAGGGGAAUGAUCCCAAGAACCAAGGAGAUCCAGUUCCUACCUAACCUAGCCUGUAAGCUGGUGUCGCAUCUUUCCCUACCCUAUGAGUCAUGUUUUAGGAGAAGAAAAACAACCAUCCAGAAAGGCACUCUGGGGCCUGACUUUUUUUCAGCAGAGAAAGUGAAAGCAAGGGAGAUUCUUUUCCCAGCCAGGGAAACAUAUUAGGAUUCUGGGCAGGUGAACUCUAGGUUUAAGGAGGUCAAAAUGGAGGAUAGAAGGGAUAGAGUCCUGCCACAAUUAGAUGGAACCCCAAGGUUAAAGCUAGGGACUUCCACUCCCAUCUCUUGUGCUUAAGGAGAGAAAUAUUCCCCAGAGUAAGACCGGGCAGUCAGUCACUGAACUGUUCAAACCCUUUGCUCCAGUGUCCCCACUAUUAAGCAUAGACCCUAAGGAAGUUAAUGACAGAAAGAAAGCUCUCAUAUUAACAUACAAAAUAAUCACAUUAGCAUUCUGUGGUGGCAAAAAAAAACACCAGCAAAAAAAUUGGAAAUAAAAUGGUUGCCAAUCAAUUGGAAUUGAAAAGACUGAAUAAGUUGUAGAAUUUGAAUAUAAUUGAAUAUUGUUUGUACUAUGUGAAACAGCCAAUGUGAAACAUUUGAAUAAAGAAGAUUUGUGCGAACUGACAAAA
This is a messenger RNA of Monodelphis domestica (gray short-tailed opossum), 4713 nucleotides long. It is a transcript of the gene ITFG2, whose product is annotated as integrin alpha FG-GAP repeat containing 2. The record is from RefSeq and is a predicted model, not a curated record. Gene Ontology annotation, biological process: regulation of TOR signaling. Gene Ontology annotation, cellular component: KICSTOR complex. NCBI's taxonomy places the organism in Eukaryota, Metazoa, Chordata, Mammalia, Didelphimorphia, Didelphidae.